AUGCGCCUGCGCCAUCCGAGAAGCGUAGCUCAUGUGAGACUCCUCGUCAGAGCUCCAUGGAAGAGGUACAUCGUGGCCGCGUUCUUCGUGGCAUACUACGCCUGUUCACUAAAACUGUGGCAGGACACAGUCGGCCAGCCGUACCAGUGGGCCUUGGAAGAGCAGAAGCGGCUAAUCAAAGAGAAGGCUGAAGCUGCCAAGGAGAAGGGGGUUUCCUUCACAAGUGGACAGCAAGAUCAGAAGGAGACCGAGCUCGGGAUCGACGAGGAAUCCCUGCCCUCUCAGAUGAUGCCCAGUGCCGUUGCAUGCGUUUUCAUUUUCCUGAACAUAGUGGUGCACGUGCUCUUUCACCUGAUGUGCGUUUGGUCCAUCUCUUUUCGAGCCCUCUUCCUCUUCCAGCCGUCCAAACGAGUCCAAAGCGGCAGUUUUGUGCGUGUUACGCCGCACGCCAACAAGGGGAAGGCAGACAUUUGCGAAGUCCACGAGUCAGAGGUCACGCUGAAUUGCCACUUCAAGUUUCAGUACCAGAACUUUGAGUUUGUCGAGGCUGGAACUGAAGACCCAGACCUUCUGGGAGACCUAGAUCUUCCGGGCGUCCGGUUGAUUCAAUGCCCAACCAAUUUACCGUGGAAAACAUACCGAGACUGCAAAGGACUGGACACCUCCGGCAAGGUUGGGCUGGCCCAGGACAAAUAUGGGUCCAAUAUCUUCGACCUCCCCAAGCCGACCUUCAUGCAGCUUUUUCAGAAGCAGCUGAUAUCACCGCUGGUGAUCUUUCAGCUUUUCUCAGCUGCCCUGUGGGUUAUGGACACGAUGUGGAAGUACACCUGUUUCACAUUGGGGAGCAUCCUUAUGUUUGAAGCCUCCACGGUCUUCCAACGCUUGAAGUCCAUGUCAACCCUUCGUGGGAUGAGCACGAAGAGCCCCACUGCCUGCACUUUUAGCUCUUUUCGCUGCAACAUGUUGGUGCAUGGCUGGGCGCGUGUCACGGGAUUCCUUUACUUUUCCGAGGCUUCAACGCCUGUCUUCGUCUUCCGAUGCGGGAAGUGGGAGAACAAACCCAUAGAGGAACUCCUGCCCGGGGACUUGAUCUCUCUGCAUACCAAGGCAGAAGAGAAGAAGGCAGAGCCUGGGACCGAGAACCACGAGAAGAAGGAGACCUUGGUGCCCUGCGACUGUCUCAUCGUGAGUGGCAGCGCCAUUGUGAACGAAGCCACGCUUACAGGUGAGUCCGUGCCACAGAUGAAGGAUGCGAUGGGUGCCGGGACGGACUCCGACUUGAUCGUGGACUGUUUUGGCAAGCACAGGAUACAUGCUCUUUUCAGCGGCACGUCUCUAAUCCAGACGACGGCUCCUGAAAGAAGCAAGAAGAAAGUCGACGGGGAUGCAAGCAGCCCGCCAGAUGAUGGCAUCCUUUGCUUUGUCCUCCGAACUGGCUUCAACUCCUCGCAGGGCGAGCUCAUGCGCAUGAUCGAGUUCUCAACGGAGAAUGUCAGUGCCGACACAGUAGAGACCACUCUGCAGCUGAUGUUCCUUCUAGUUUUUGCUUUGGCCGCGGCCGGCUACGUCAUGAAUGCGGCGCUGAAAGACCCGACACGACCGACGUAUAAGACGCUGAUCCGAUGUACUCAGAUUAUCACGUCGGUAGUGCCGCCAUCGCUUCCAAUGCAGAUGGCGUUUGCCGUAAACACGGCUCUGAUGAGCUUGCUCAAAGCUGGAAUUUACUGCACUGAACCCUUCCGGGUGCCCUUUGCCGGACGUGUCUCCCAUUGCUUCUUUGAUAAGACCGGUACCUUGACCUCGGACCAGAUGGUGGCCGUUGGGAUGGUGAAUGCCGGCACUGGGAAGGAGCCCAAAGAGACGGCCGUCAACGAGGCUUCCACCAUGGCCUGCGUUGUUCUAGCCGGUUGCCAUUCCCUGAUCGAGGUGGACAACAAGCUCUUGGGUGACCCCAUCGAGGUUGCUGCGUUGAGAGGUAUUAGUUGGAGCUAUCAGCCCAGCACUAGCACUGCCUCGCCCUCCAAUUGGAGGGCCAAAGAGAUUACGAUCCUUCGACAGAAGGAGUUCAUGGCCAACCUGAAAGAUGAAGUUGAAUCAGACAAGAAGGAAAAGGAGGAACUCGCCAAGAAGAUAGCGGAGCUGGAGAAGAGCCUGAAGCAGGACAGGCUAGAAGCGAGCAAGCUGAGUGUAGCUAUCAAGCAUCGCUUCCACUUCUCCUCGGACCUCCAAAGGAUGAGUACGGUUUGCAAAGUCACGUCGGCGGAUGGGAAGUGCCAAAGUGGGAUGUACAGUUUGGUGAAGGGCUCCCCAGAAGCCAUUGGCCAGCUCCUUGUGGAGAAGCCGGGCUGGUACGAUGCGGCUUACAAGCGCAUGGCUGAGCAAGGUCAGCGAGUGCUCGCCUUGGCAUACUCAAGAUUAAGCGAUGCAGAUGUGGCCAAUCGGCCGCGAUCCGAGAUCGAAUGCAAGCUGACUUUCGGAGGCUUCAUCGCUUUCAAAUGCGAGACACGCAAGGACUCCAUGCUGGUGAUCCGAUCCCUUCAGGAUUCGAGCCAUGCUUGCGUCAUGCUCACAGGCGAUGCACCGCUGACGGCUCUCAGUGUGGCCGUGGAAGUAGGCAUCGCCCAGUACAGCCCAGAACAGGCUUUGGUUCUAUCAGAGAAGGACGACGGUGAUCUAGAGUGGCGUGCAGCGAUAACGUCGCAUGGGAAACAGGCCGAAUCUGUAAGUUUUGAUGCUACGGGCGUCAAAGCUCUUAGCCAGUCCCGCGACUUAAUCAUCACCGGGGCCCCGCUGGAAAAGGCAUGGCAGGGAUUCGGUGAAAAGUUCCAGUCCCAGCUGAGCUCUGUGAAGAUAUUUGCCAGAAUGUCACCCUUCCAGAAGGAGCAAGUCAUUCAGGCUGUGCGCAAAAGUGAGAAAAGCUUUUCUUUUAUGUGUGGAGAUGGUGGCAAUGAUGUGGGGGCUCUGAAAGAGGCAGAUGUUGGGCUCGCUUUGUUGAGUGGCUUUGGCAAUGCCAAUGUUGAUGCAUCGAAGUCGGAUGAAAACGGCUCGCCUCAGGGGGGCAAGGCGGAAGAUCAGCUGGAAGCGAUCCGGCAAGAGAACCAGCAGAAAGCUCAGGAAAUCAUGCAAAAGUCUAAGGUGGAGCUUGAGCGGAAGAAGAAGGAUUUGGUUUCCAAGCAGCAGGAGUGGAUUCAAGAGGAGCUUGAAAAAAGGAGGCAGGCCGGUGAGGAUGUGGGUGUCAUGGCUCAAUUUUCAGCUAUGAAGUCUGUCAUGGGCCGGCUUCAGACAGAGAUGAAGAAAGAACAGGAGUUGCAGCAAAAGAAACACGGCAAUGCCUUUGCCGCCGGUGCAGCGAAGUGGGCGGAAGGCUUGGACUCAAUGGAGGAUACCCCGAUGGUGCAGCUGGGGGAUGCCUCCACAGCAGCUCCAUUCACCUCGCGAACUCCUUCCAUCGGCUCAGUGGUGGACAUCAUCCGGCAGGGCCGCUGCACCUUACUGUCUGCGGUACAGCAAAUGCAAAUCAUGAUGCUGGAAUCGAUGAUUGCUGCUUAUACCAUGUCCACCAUGUCGGUAGACGGUACCCGUCCGUCCGAGCCGCAGAUGAUGGCAAGCGGGACCAUGAUUGGAGUCGCUUCCUUGGCUUUCUCCUUUGCGAAGCCGGUGGACCGGAUGCAUCGAGUUCGGCCAUUGUCCUCAGUGUUCCAUCCUGCCAAUCUGCUGAGCAUGAUGGGGCAGCUUUUGAUUCACUUGUUCUGCAUGGUCUACAUUGCUAACCUGGCCAAAGAGAUCAUGGGCGAAGAGGGUGUCAAGGAAGUCAUAGACUUCGAGAAGGAGCGCGACAAGCGCAUCGCAGCCCUGAGCGAGGAGGAAAUGUCCGAAUGGAACUGGUUCAGCUCGAUCCCCUUCAAGAACAACUUGCUGAACACAUGCUGCUGGUUGGUCGAGACAGCCCAGCAG
This is a messenger RNA of Symbiodinium necroappetens, 3954 nucleotides long. The record is from the annotation of a GenBank genome assembly. NCBI's taxonomy places the organism in Eukaryota, Dinophyceae, Suessiales, Symbiodiniaceae.